AUGGCUGACGGUCUUUACGGCGUGAAGUCGGCCUCCAAGACCAAGGCCAAAGAAAUCUCGUCCUCUACGUCCCUCGCGUUCUCCACGAAUCUCGCGUCACUAAUCUCCAGCUCUUCCUCUGCGAAAGCCAAGGCCACCGCCGGAAGACCUCGGUCCUCAAAGGACAAAUCUGAUAUCUUUACUGCCCACAAUAAAAAUGUCAAGAAACGAUCUGCUGCAGACCUCGAAGAUGGCCAACAGCGUCACAAGACGAAGGACGACAUCGGCUCCAUUGAGGCAGCAGAACUGCACAGGUCCAAGAGGAAGAUGGAAGAUAAGGUCCGGCUAUACAACGCGAUGAAGCGUGGCGAGUACAUCGGUCAAGAGGGCUAUGACGACCGCGCGCUGGUGGAUUUCGAUCGGAAGUGGGCUGAAACCCAAGUACAAGGACGGGACGAAUAUGACCAUGGCGACGGGUCCGACUCGGAGGAAGCUGGCACAGACGAGGACGAACUUGUCGAGUAUUUCGACGAGUUUGGUCGACUACGAAAAGGCACGAAAGCGCAGGCUGCCCAAGAAGAAAGGCUCAAACGCAUUCGAACCAACCUUGUCGAAGAAGAGGAACGCCUGUCCGCAAGACCCUCCGUGCCUACCAACGUCAUUCAUGGCGACACUAUCCAGUACGCGGCUUUCAAUCCAGACCAAGUCAUCGCUGAUCGCAUGGCCGAUCUCGCGAAGAAGAGAGACAAAUCCGCCACUCCUCCUCCAGAGACGCACUUCGAUGCCAAUGCUGAAGUUAGAACCAGAGGCACCGGAUUCUACGCAUUCAGCCAGGAUGCCGAAGAAAGGAAGAAAGAAAUGGACGCUUUAGAGAGGGAAAGGCAAGAGACUGAGAGAAUCCGUAAGGAGAGGGAAGAGAAAAAGGAGCAAAGGAGGAAAGAGAUAGAGGAGCGACGGAAGCUGAUCGCCGAGCAGAGGGCCAAAGCGCAAGCAGACAAGUUCCUGGACUCACUCGAUAUCGAGGGUGCGUGA
Capronia epimyces CBS 606.96 is the source of this 1011-nucleotide messenger RNA. RefSeq lists its product as uncharacterized. The coding region runs from base 1 to 1011 and encodes 336 amino acids. The record is from RefSeq and is a predicted model, not a curated record. Lineage: Eukaryota; Fungi; Ascomycota; Eurotiomycetes; Chaetothyriales; Herpotrichiellaceae. The transcript has a single exon. Gene Ontology annotation, cellular component: nucleus.